This is a messenger RNA of Pocillopora verrucosa, 2610 nucleotides long. RefSeq lists its product as uncharacterized. The record is from RefSeq and is a predicted model, not a curated record. NCBI's taxonomy places the organism in Eukaryota, Metazoa, Cnidaria, Anthozoa, Scleractinia, Pocilloporidae.
CUUCAAUGUUGCCAUAACAACGACUUUGGCGGAUUUCAUUGAAAGGUGUUUAUUCCAGAUGUAAGGCACGAGGAAUUUGCUCCAAGUCUUUACUAAACAGCAACUAAUGGAUCAAGUUAGGCCAGCCCCAUUUGAGUCGGGUUAUCAUCACCAUAAAACUCAGUGGUUUCAUAAUGGAAAGAUAAUUGGUGGUACAUCAGGAUCAGGGCUUGUGUACGGGUCAGACCAAAGAGAAAAAAGUAGCUCUUCUGUUUUCCCACUAGAGCCUCAAAAGGCAAAUCCUAUAGCAAUGCAGGACACAUACAGACCAUCAAGCAAGAAUUAUCAUCUAAAAAAUGCCCACAACCAAGGUUAUGAAUUAGGGCUUACCUCUUCAUUUGAAACAAGGACAUCCAAUGAUAAAUACACCAAGAGACAACAUUUCAUUAGAGGAAAGGUACCAGGUGGAUCAGCAAGUAAUAAGUUGAUUUACGGCACAGAUGAAGUCCUUCGUCAAGCAAAUAUGAGAGAUGGUAAUAAUCCAUCUGGGUUUCUUUAUGGAACAGAAGCAGCAACAAAGGUUGGAAAGCCAUCUCCUGGACCUCGACCAAAUAAUGUUCUGUGGUUGGAGGAGAGAACUGAAAAAGAAACCUUCAAAAACAAAAAGUUAGCAACGACUCAAGAUGAAUUUUUAGCAAGACAUAUGGAGGAGAAAACAAGAAAGCGACAAGCAGAACUGGAAGAGAAGAGAAGGGAUUUACAAGAUCUAAAGAACUAUGACCCUUGGGGACGACCAGGAGGAGGUGCCCCUAUUAUGCCUGAGGUAACAACCAUCAGUUCACUUCAUGUGUCUGGCACAGAUGAAAAGCCUGAGACAAAAAGAACAAAAAGUAUCAAGAACCUUGUUCAAGAGCCUUAUCAGCCAUUUGGAGGACGCCAAGGUGGGGGAGGAGCUCCAAACAGAACAGAAUCAGGGCAUGUUGCUGCAGGAUUCCGUGCUGAUCCUGAACUGAGAUUUCCAAGGCAUGCAUCCAAAGCUAACGUUGAUCCAAACCUGAGAUAUGCAGGAAGAGAUGAACGAUAUAGGCAAGACCUAGACUCAAUGAUUGAAGGUUCAAGAAAUAUGAAGACUCUUCAACGGGAAAAGAGCAAAGAGGAUGAACUUCAGCAUUUGAAGACAGAUCCAUUUGGAAGAGAAGGAGCUGGUGCUCCACGCAAAACAGGCUCAGGAACUGUUAAGGCUGCUUAUCCUACGACGCUGUCAAAAGAUAUUGAAGAACUUCGAAAAGGGCAACGCAGGAAUCCAUUAACCCUUGACUUGAAUGAGACAGAUGAUCGAAAUCCUCAGUAUAAUCCCUGGGGUCGCGGUCAUGGAAACCCCCCACAAUUUGAUAGACAAGGACGAAUGAUUAAGCCUGUGCGCGAGAAGGAAGAGAAUGAAUUGGAAGGUAUUGGUAUUGAAGCUAACCGUCCGGGAGGCGGGGCCCCUAAUGUCGACAAGGGAGGAAAACUGAAAACAAGGAAAGCACAAACACUGACUAAGACUUCUAGUGGUCAAACAAUGCAACGCGAUUUCAGCCCCUUGAACCAGCGUAACGUUUAUGACCCCUGGGGAAGAUCUGGUGCGGGAGCUCCCAUUAAGAACUCGGAUGGACAAAUUCAAACUCGAACAGCAGGCCGGGUUACUCAUGACUCAAGUUCGAUGUCUCUAAGUGGCAAGAAAGACCCGCAAGCCAAGCAGGAACUUCUUACUACUUUACAGAAAAUGUCCGAGGAGAGUAGAAGCAGGCGCAAAGCUGAACAUGAAGACUUGCUAACUAGUGAAAAGGACGUUGCCUCUUGGUUGCGAUCGGGUGUGGUCGGUCAGCCAAGUUAUAAUCCUACUACCAAGGAGAUUAUUGCUCAAAAGAAACAGACUUCAGACGUCACAUCACAGGUUUUAAAUAUAAGAAGACAGAAAAAUGAAAAAAGCCGUGAAUAUCACACUGACUUGGAAGCUCAAGCGCGGGAGAGGUAUCAGAAUCGUAAACAGAGUGAAGAUCAACAGAGAAUCAAGUCGGUAGAGCAUUUGAAGACUAUGGACAGGAUGUGGGGAAGGCCUGGGGCGGGAGCCCCUCUCGGACGAGAACACUUGGAUUUUGCCCGAAAACAAAAACUUGGUCUUGUUCCUGCUGACUCGUCUUACACCUAUAGAGACGCCUAGACGUUCGUCAAACACCCAAGUGUUUAUUCAAAACAACAAUAAACUUUGGUCUUGAAGAGGGAAAAAGGCAGCAAAUAAGUUAGACUAAUGUGCUCAUAUGUGAUAUUUUAUUUUCAUUAACAGUGUUUGUAUGUACAGGAACUAUAUUUUUGUUAAAUCUGUGCAUAUUUUUUUUGUAUUUUAAUUGGAAUCCGAUCAAUUGCGCUACACAGCUUACAAUGUAACUUAUUGUAUUUAUUAAUUUACUCGCAAUCAUUGAUAUAUCGUACUAACGUAUCACAAAAGCGUUGGUUUGUCAGGAUAAUAAAUAAAGCACCGAAUAUAGGGGCAAUAAAGUGUCAUUCCUCUUGGAUGCUGAGAUAGAUUAUUGUAAAACGUGUCAUAGUGAAAAGAUCAUGACCAUUGUGAAAUAAACUGUCCAUAUGCCA